GGGCGAGGCUUUGAUGGACACUCCCCAGUCGCAGGUCCUGGGAAGCUAACUUGCUAGUGGCACUUGUUAAGUGCUGUCUGAGAAUCGUCCAGGUUUCUAGACUCUCUUGAGGCGUGUAGCCACUGCUGGAGAUUCCAAGCUGACGAUGCCGCUGAUGAAUCACCUGAGGGUGAUUCUGCACGCAUCUCCAUGUACAUUGCUGUGGAGAAGGUUCCAGGUUCCGAGGUCAACGCCACGGAGGUCCUGCAGUCUCUAUACCUGCACUUACAGAACCCGGAACCGAGCCUUACCUCCACUCUGGGAGAACUUGGACCUUGUUCCUGCGGGUGAUCGACAGUCACCCAUCAACAUCCGAUGGAGGGACAGUGUUUAUGACCCUGGCUUAAAACCACUCACUAUCUCUUAUGACCCCAGCACCUGCCUCCACAUCUGGAAUAAUGGGUACUCUUUCCUUGUGGAAUUUGAAGAUUCUACAGAUAAAUCAGUGAUUAAGGGAGGACCCCUGGAACACAACUACCGACUGAAGCAGUUUCAUUUUCACUGGGGGGCCAUUGAUGCUUGGGGUUCGGAGCACACUGUGGACAACAAAUGCUACCCAGCAGAGCUGCACUUGGUACAUUGGAAUGCAGUCAAAUUUGAAAUCUUUGAGGAUGCAGCCCUGGAAGAAAACGGCUUGGCUGUGAUAGGUGUAUUUUUAAAGCUAGGCAAACAUCAUAAAGAACUACAGAAAUUGGUGGACACUCUGCCAUCAAUUAAGCACAAGGACACCCUGGCAGAAUUUGGAUCAUUUGACCCUUCCUGUCUGAUGCCUGCUUGCCCAGAUUACUGGACCUACUCUGGCUCUCUCACUACACUGCCCCUCUCCGAGUCUGUUACCUGGAUCAUUAAGAAGCAGCCAGUAGAAGUUGAUCAUGAUCAGCUUGAGCAGUUUCGAACCCUGCUUGUCACUUCUGAAGGGGAGAAAGAGAAAAGAAUGGUGGACAACUUCGGCCCUCUGCAGCCACUGAUGAACCGUACUGUCCGCUCGUCCUUCCGCCAUGAUUAUGUGCUCAAUAUACAAGUGAAGCCCAAGCCAGCAGCCAACCAAGUCACCCCCUAAGAUGUUCGUAUUUUAGGCAGCAUCUUGCUUUAAUGUAUAUUCACUUAAAAUCUUAACUAGAUUAUUUUAAAAUUCUGCAUUUAAUAAUACUUAUAUGUAUACAUUUAUAUUUCUUUCCUUCCAUUUUUGUAACAACAUUUCAAAGUUUCUACCCUUGUAAAGCAAAGACUUGGAGACAAAACAAUAAAAAAAAAAGCCCAUAACCGAAUCACAUCAGGUUACCUUAGGUUACCUUUCCUUGGGACAGGAUUAAGGCAGAGGAAUCUUCUUUACAUCAAUUGAAGUGGCCAGUUAGGGAUUUUGAUGUUAAAUUUCUCUAAUCUCUCUUUCUCAGAAAGUCAGAGAAAGUUUAGUUUUUGCUUGGUAAAAUGGAAGUUCAGUGUAAAUAACCCAUCUUGAUUUUUCUGUUUGGGCCUUAAUACAGGAGCUUAACAAACCCACAACAAGAGGUUCUUGUGAAUUUUAUUUAAUGACGACAGUCUUUUGUCCAAACUGUUAAAUUGUCUCAUCUUACACUAUUGGUCCCAAUCUUAGCUACCAUCAUUUGGAACUGCUGACCUCAAGUGGCAUUCAAAGGUUAGGUGUGCAUUUAUUGAUUUCAGAGUAUUUCAUCUAUUUUUUUAAGAUAAGGUUUCUCUGUGUACCCCUGACUGUUCCAUAACUUACUCUGUAGACUUGUCUAGCCUUGAACUCGUAGAGAUCUUCCUGCCUUUGCCUUCCAA
This is a messenger RNA of Microtus oregoni (creeping vole), 1821 nucleotides long. It is a transcript of the gene Ca5b, whose product is annotated as carbonic anhydrase 5B. Gene Ontology annotation, molecular function: carbonate dehydratase activity; zinc ion binding. The transcript has 8 exons. Gene Ontology annotation, cellular component: mitochondrion; cytoplasm. NCBI's taxonomy places the organism in Eukaryota, Metazoa, Chordata, Mammalia, Rodentia, Cricetidae. The record is from RefSeq and is a predicted model, not a curated record. The coding region runs from base 146 to 1099 and encodes 317 amino acids.